ACCCUGACUACGGAAAAAUGAACUGCAAUAACUUGUUGAUUUAAAGGAAAAAAAAUCAAGCAACUCGUUCUUUUUAUAUGGUUAAAAUCUGAAAAUGAGGCCAAAUUUAAAAUGGAAAGAGUCGGUUCGUGAACGUGUUUAUGACCUUGCCUUCAAGCCAGAUGGCAGCCAAAUUAUAAUAGCUGCAGGGCAACGUGUUCUGGUCUGUGAUGCCAAAGAUGGAACUAUCAUUCAGCCUUUGAAAGGACACAGUGGCACAGUGUACUGUGUGGCCUAUGCCAAGGAUGGUAAGAGGUUUGCGUCAGGAUCCGCAGACAAAAGCAUCAUCAUUUGGACUUCUAAACUGGAGGGUAUCUUAAGAUAUACCCAUAAUGAUGCUAUCCAGUGUGUCGCCUACAACCCGGUCACUCACCAGCUUGCCUCCUGCUCGUCUGGUGACUUUGGCUUGUGGUCCCCUGAACAAAAAUCUGUAAACAAGAAUAAAGUGAGCAGCAGGAUAACAUGUUGUGGGUGGACAAACGACGGGCAGUACCUCGCCCUUGGCAUGAUGAAUGGUGUGGUGAGCAUACGGAACAAGAAUGGAGAGGAGAAGGUCAAAAUCGAGCGUCCAGGUGGAUCUUUGUCCCCAAUCUGGUCCAUAGCUUGGAAUCCCUCCAAGGAUGAGCACAAUGACAUGCUGGCUGUGGCAGACUGGGGUCAAAAGCUCUCCUUCUACAAGCUCAGUGGAAAGCAGAUUGGGAAAGACAGAGCUCUAAACUAUGACCCGUGUUGCAUCAGCUACUUCUCCAAGGGCGAGUACAUUGUGAUGGGUGGCUCUGAUAAGCAGGUGUCCCUCUACACGAAGGAUGGCGUGCGGUUAGGAACCAUCGGAGAGCACAAAGCAUGGGUGUGGACGUGCCGAGUUAAGCCCGACUCCAACUAUGUGGUGUGCGGCUGCCAGGAUGGGACAAUCUUCUGCUACCAACUUAGCUUCACCACGGUUCACGGCCUCUACAAAGACUGCUACGCCUAUAGGGACAGCAUGACCGAUGUCAUCGUGCAGCACCUCAUCACCGAGCAAAAACUGAGGAUCAAGUGCCGUGAGCUGGUAAAGAAGAUCGCCAUCUACAGAAACCGUCUUGCCAUCCAGCUGCCGGAGAAGAUCAACAUCUGCGAACUCAGCUCGGACGACUCCUCCACCAUGCACUACCGCAUUAGCAAAAAAAUCUGCAAGAAGUUUGAGUGCAACCUGCUGGUGGUCUGCUCCCAGCACAUCAUUCUCUGUCAGGAGAAGAGGCUCCAGUGCCUAUCUUUUGACGGCGUCAACGAAAAAGAAUGGGUGAUGGAAUCUAUGAUUCGCUACAUCAAAGUGAUUGGCGGCCCGCCAGGCAAGGAGGGUCUACUUGUGGGGUUAAAAAACGGAGCUAUCCUGAAGAUAUUUGUCGACAACCCCUUUCCAAUAACGCUGCUGAAGCUGUCAACGUCGGUGCGCUGCCUGGACAUGAGCGCGUCCCGCAACAAACUGGCCGUGGUGGACGAACCCAACACGCUCCUCGUCUACGACAUCAGCACCAAGGAGCUGCUUUUUCAGGAGCCUAAUGCUAACAGCGUGGCCUGGAACACCCAGUGUGAGGACAUGCUGUGCUUCUCCGGGAACGGCUACCUUAACAUCAAGGCCAGCAACUUUCCCGUGCACCAGCAGAAAAUGCAAGGCUUCAUCGUCGGCUACAACGGCUCCAAGAUAUUCUGCCUCCACGUCUAUUCCAUGUCUGCCGUCGAGGUGCCUCAGUCAGCACCCAUGUACCAGUACCUGGAGAAGAAGAUGUUUAAGGAAGCUUAUCAGAUCGCCUGUCUGGGCGUGACAGACAGUGAUUGGAGGGAUUUGGCCACAGAAGCUCUGGAGGGACUUGACUUUGAAACCGCCAAGAAAGCCUUUAUCAGAGUGAGAGACUUGCGCUACCUGGAGCUGAUCAGCAGCAUUGAGGAGAGGAAGAAGCGGGGCGAGAACGACAGCGAGCUGUUCCUGGCGGACGUCUGCGCCUUCCAGGGGAAAUUCCGCGAGGCGGCCAAGCUCUACAAACGCACCGGCCAUGAAGCUAAGGCCCUGAGCAUGUACACCGACCUGCGCAUGUUCGAGUACGCCAAGGAGUUUGUGGGGGCUACAGACCCAAAGAGCUCUCGGAUGCUGAUAACGAAGCAGGCGGAUUGGGCCAAAAGCAGCAAGGAGCCCCGGGCGGCAGCGGAAAUGUACCUGUCAGCAGGAGAACACAUGAAAGCUAUCGAUAUUAUUGGAGAGCACGGCUGGGCAGACAUGCUGAUCGACAUCGCCCGUAAGCUGGACAAGGCUGAGCGCGAACCGCUGGCAAAGUGUGCGCUGCACUUUAAGAGGCUGAAACACCAUGGCUAUGCCUCUGAGACUUACUCCAAGAUGGGAGACCUGAAGGCUUUGGUGGAGCUGCACGUGGAGACAAGACACUGGGAAGAGGCCUUCUCGCUGGCGGAGAAGCACCCGCAGUUCAAGAACGACGUCUUCGUGCCCUACGCGCAGUGGCUGGCGGAAAACGACCGCUUCGAGGAGGCGCAGAAAGCAUUCCACAAGGCUGGCCGUCAAAGUGAAGCCGUGAAAGUCCUGGAGCAGCUUACCCACAAUGCAGUGGUGGAGAACAGGUUCAACGACGCAGGCUACUAUUACUGGAUGCUGUCUAUGCAAUGUUUGGACAUCGCCAGAGAAAGCGAAGAACAGAGCGCGGAAAUGCUGCAGAAGUUUGACCGUUUUCAGCAUCUUGCUGAGCUUUAUUACGUCUAUCGCUCCAUCCAGCGUUACACGGAUGAACCAUUCAGUUCCCACAUGCCAGAGACGCUCUUCAACAUAUGCCGGUUCCUGCUGAACAACCUCACCAAGGAUGUACCACCGGGAAUCUCUAAAGUAAACACCUUGUUUGCAUUGGCCAAGCAGAGUCGCAAACUGGGCGCGUAUAAGUUGGCCCGGUAUUCCUACGAGAAGCUCCAGGAGCUGCACAUCCCCUCGCGCUUCCUGGAGUCCAUAGAGCUGGGCAGCCUUAGCAUUCGCUCCACGCCCUUCCACGACAGCGAGGACCUUAUCGAGGACAUGAUGUGCUACCGGUGCUCCACCAACAACCCCCUUCUGAACAACCAGGGCAGCGUCUGCAUCAAUUGCAGGCAGCCUUUCAUCUACUCGGCUUCAUCGUAUGAGGUGCUGCCCCUGGUGCAGUUUUACUUGGAGGAAGGCAUCAGUGACGAAGAAGCUCUGUCCCUCAUCGACCUGGAAGUUCCUCACACUGACGAGGCUGAAGCACGAGGCCACAACGUGGACAGCGGCGACCUGCAGGCUUUGAGGAUAGGUGACGAUUUGGAUUAUACAGAGGAAGAUCCAUUUACAGCCAAAAUGAGCUUUGAGCAAGGGGGCUCCACCUUUGUCCCCGUCAAGGUGAGUCGUUCGGUGCUACGCUCCAUGAGCAGAAGGGAUGUCCUGAUCAAACGCUGGCCCAAGCCACUCAAAUGGGAAUACUUCCGCUCCCUGCUGCCGGAUGUGAGCAUCACCAUGUGCCCCAGCUGCUUCAAGAUGUUUCACAGUGAAGACUAUGAGCUCCUGGUGCUACAGCACAGCUGCUGUCCUUACUGCCGCCGGCCCAUUGACGAACCAAACUGAUCAGCCCUACACCAGAGCCGUAUUAUUAAACAGUUCACUUAUUUUGGUAAUUACUAAGAUACCCAAGUACUAUUAUGAUGACAGGCAUUUUAAAGCAGUCAUUCAACAAGAUCUGGACUUUUCCAGUUUGCUGUGGCUAAUAAUAAAAAAGAAAAGAGCAUUGUCCGUCACCAUCGUUUGAUUGAUCAAAGGAAUGUAACCGAAGUGUAAAAGGAUCCAUAUAUCAGCGUCAAGAAAACACCAGUGGAUAACGUUGACUUAAGUUUUUAGGUGUAUUAAACUUGUUUUUAAGUUAUCUUUGUAAUCAAUACAUGUCUUAACUUUACACCCUAAAUAUGUCUUGCAGGUUUUUAAAGGAGCAAUAAGUAGGAAAUUUACUGUAAAAUUAACCAAAAUCAUUCUCAUUUGUCACCCGAGAUGGAAGUAACAUUCCCUGUAAACAAUCGGUCCUCUACAUCAACAAUGUCUUAGUCACGUUUCUCUCCUUUCACACCUAGAGGUACGGCGUGGAACUACUUUGUUGCAGUGUGUAGCCUGUCCUUACUUCCUGGUUCGCGAGCCAAUCAUAUGAGAGUUCCCAGGGUUCCCAACACAGAGCGCAGCUUUGUUAUUUUAUGUUGACAAAAGAGCAGCAGCCUGCUAACAUGGAAGCCUGUAAGAGAAGCGGACCAGAAAUAGAACUGAAUACAACAUCAUCAUUCUGUGUACGUAGGUAGGAACUCAGUGGGGUUUCACAGCAGCAGAGGACCGUUGAGGAAACGGCAUAGACUGUUGUCAGUUGUGUAUGGGUUGUUCCGAUUUGAGACUCUAGGUGUCAUUAUUACUUAUUCUUCCUUGAAAAAGUCUUAAAUAUAACUACUCAAAUUGCAAAAACUCAAUGUGAAAAUUUCCAAGUCUCA
Molecule: messenger RNA, 4548 nt
Organism: Fundulus heteroclitus (mummichog)
Lineage: Eukaryota; Metazoa; Chordata; Actinopteri; Cyprinodontiformes; Fundulidae
Gene: ift122
Product: intraflagellar transport 122 homolog (Chlamydomonas)
Exons: 29
Coding region: 95-3649 (1184 amino acids)
Biological process (GO): protein localization to cilium; intraciliary retrograde transport; non-motile cilium assembly
Cellular component (GO): non-motile cilium; intraciliary transport particle A
Molecular function (GO): protein binding
Source: RefSeq, a predicted model, not a curated record